Messenger RNA from Pichia membranifaciens NRRL Y-2026, 1092 nucleotides. RefSeq lists its product as hypothetical. The record is from RefSeq and is a predicted model, not a curated record. Lineage: Eukaryota; Fungi; Ascomycota; Pichiomycetes; Pichiales; Pichiaceae. The transcript has a single exon. The coding region runs from base 1 to 1092 and encodes 363 amino acids.
AUGGCCACGGCGGCACGGGCGCCAGCACCACCCGGAAUCACGCUGCACACCGACGCCAUGACCAUCCCGGAGAGGAGAAAGGUUCCCCCGCUCGUGCCAAAGAAGAAGCCCAGCCUGGCCAGCCUCAGAAACGAACCCGCAGUCCACGCAGAGGCUCUUGCGGACACAGACAACACGAUUGUCUUGCCCAGGUUGCGGGCCAGGGAGGAACCGGUGGCGCCAGCCAGUUCCACGCAGACACCGCCGCCAGCAGAACCGUCGCUGGAGAAGCUCGUCGAAGAGCUCCGGCUCGACACCGAGCACGUCGUGGCCCGGCCCCGCAGGAACGAGCCGCAGGCCGUCACCUUCGACUCUCUCAUGCAGCCCGCCGUCCGCAGCGACAUCUGCAUCGGCGGCCGCCGCCACCAGCUGAAGGCCUACGAGACGCCGCUUGAACGCAGGCUGCGUCUGCAGCAGCAGCAGAAAGAGCAGGAGACGUCGACACCGCCCGUGGCGCACUCCGGACCCCACCGGCCGCCGCUGCCGCUGAAGCCCAAGCCGCAGGUCGCCCAGGCCCAGCACACCCGCAGCAAGCCUGCGGUCAAGCCGAAGCCGGCUCUGCUGGCCAAGACGACGGCGACGACGUCGUCACCGCCGCCAGCGACCGACAACACGCCGGCCUUCCUUCGAGAGGCGAUCCAGAAACGGCUCCAGAUGGCCCAAGGCGUCCCGCUGCCAGGCAUGGUCCGGCUCUUGGGAAAGUCUCCAUCCUACGGAUCCCCACCACGCUCGUUCCGCAAAACGGCCACCAACACCCUCUCGUCGACACUGCACCCCGCAGCCGGGGACCCGGGCUUUCCGUCGCCCAACAGGUCCCACACCAUCGACAACGCCAGCCUUGAGAAACGGGGCCGGCUGCUCGUGCAUCCGAACAAACGCCGGGCCAAGGGCCCCAGGAGACGUCUUCCAACUACACUCUCCGGCCCUGCUUCCGGCUCCGGCCCCGCUUCCGGCCCUGCCCCUGUUUCGACGUCGCCGCCUCCGCUCCGGGCCAAACACAAAAGCCCCCCUCCCAUCCGCAAGCCCUCCAGGGCCAUCGCCAUCCAUUCAUAG